AGUCUCCGCCAUGAAACACAGAAGAAGAAGAACACGAUCAACAAAUAUCCCGGCGCAGACUGAUGAUGCGAGUUAUGUUGAUAUCUUUGAUUUCAGAGUUGUUCUCAGCAUUUGACACAACUGAGGUAAAAUUUAAAUGAAGGAAUCGUUUAGUAAACUGAUUCAAAAGAUUCGAGUCACUGAGAUGAAUCAAAAUCCCAGUCGCUGGAACUACGAACAAACUCCACCUACCGGAAUUGCAUAAGAAAGGUCGCCCUAGAAAAUCCAAAUGAAAAAGACGAUUUAGACAACAUUACAGCUGAAAUAAACAGAAACAUUAAUACUCACAGUCUGGACUGAAUUCCCAGAAUGUCUAGGGAGCAGCAAGCUGUUCAACAGGCCAGGAAGGCUUUCUUGACUGGAAGAUCCAAACCCCUGGACUACAGAAUUAAACAACUUCAAAACUUAAAGCGAUUCAUUAAAGAAAAAACGACAGACAUUAAUAAUGCCAUGAGGAAUGACCUCCAUAAGACUGCAAAUGCAACACAGCUGUUUGAGAUCCUUGGCUUGGAGGGUGAAAUCAAUCUGGCUGUCAGCAAGCUGACUGAGUGGGCAGCUCCCCGUCCUGUGAAUAAAAACCUUCUCACCAUUGCAGAUGAUGUGUACAUACAGCCAGAGCCUCUUGGUGUGGUGCUUAUCAUUGGGGCGUGGAACUAUCCAAUAGCAGUCACCCUGCAACCCCUUGUGGGAGCCAUUGCUGCAGGUAAUGCUGCAGUUGUGAAACCAUCAGAAGUGAGCUCUCAUACAGCCAAAGUUAUGGAGCUCCUCCCUCUCUACCUGGACCCGGAGAUGUAUCAAGUGGUGACAGGAGGGGUUCCAGAGACUCAGGAGCUGCUGAAGCAGCGUUUCGACCACAUCUUCUACACUGGAAACAGCACGGUUGGGAAACUGGUUAUGGAAGCGGCAGCUCGUCAUCUCACGCCAGUGACUUUAGAACUGGGUGGAAAAAGCCCCUGUUACAUUGACAAAAAUUGUGACAUCAGAAUUGCCUGCCGCCGGAUCACCUGGGGCAAGUAUAUGAACUGCGGCCAGACCUGCAUUGCACCUGAUUACGUCCUCUGUGAAUCCAGCAUCCAAGACAAAGUGAUUAAUGAGAUCCAGAAAUGCAUUCAGGAGUUUUAUACAAAUGACCCCAAGAGCUUUGCAGACUACGGACGGAUAAUUAACCAGCGGCAUUUUAAGAGGAUAAUGGCACUUUUGGAGGAUAGCACAGUGGCUAUUGGAGGAGACAGUGAUGAAUCGGAGUGUUAUAUUGCUCCUACUGUUUUGAGGGAUGUGACUUCAGGAUCCAAAGUGAUGCAGGAAGAGAUCUUCGGGCCAAUUUUACCCAUCAUCACUGUUAACGGCUUAAACGAAGCAAUACAGUUCAUCAAUGAACGAGAAAAGCCUCUGGCACUCUACGUGUUCUCUCCCAGUAAAAAGGUCAUUAAACAGAUGAUAUCAGAGACGUCUAGUGGAGCGAUUGUAGCCAAUGAUUGCCUGGUGCAUUUCACCAUAAGUGAUUUGCCUUUUGGUGGGAUUGGGAAUAGUGGAACUGGUUGUUACCAUGGCAAAUACAGUUUCGAUCAGCUAAGUCACCUUCGCAGCUGUCUUAUUAAGAAGCUGAACAUGGAAGGUGUGAAUCAGAUGCGCUACCCACCCCAUACAACAAAGAAGUUGCGCUGGGCCCGUAUUUUACUCUUGAAGCAAGUAAAUCUGGCUCGCUGGCGUCAGGUGGCACAGGUUGCUAUGCUUGCCGCACUGGCGGCCUUUGUGGGGCAGAGGUUUUUCCGACGAUGAGGACAACCUGAAGAUUGUUUCUUUGACCCAUCAUCUUAGAAGGGCGGUUGAUGUGGUUCCUUGCAUAUUGAAGAUGUCCAGCACUCAUUAUUUAGACAUAUGAGUCUCUUAUCAUGUUAAUUUAUAUGAUAUAGAUUCAUGUCUUUAUUGUUACUUCUGUUAACAAGUAAUAAUCACAAGGUGUAAAAUCAUUUGGUCUGAUAGGGGCAGUAGAACUCUUGGUAACUUACUGUUUUUUAAUCACUUCAGUUAAUUAUUCAUUAGCAACCAUUAAAAAAUGAAGUGCAAACAUAAAAUAGGAGUCUAAUCUGAAUUAUUUUUUUAUUAAAGAAAGUUACAAUAAAUAACCCUAUGUUCUACUA
Messenger RNA from Labeo rohita (rohu), 2180 nucleotides. It is a transcript of the gene aldh3a2a, whose product is annotated as aldehyde dehydrogenase 3 family, member A2a. The transcript has 12 exons. Bases 349 to 1818 code for a protein of 489 amino acids. Gene Ontology annotation, cellular component: cytoplasm. The record is from RefSeq and is a predicted model, not a curated record. Gene Ontology annotation, molecular function: aldehyde dehydrogenase (NAD+) activity. Gene Ontology annotation, biological process: aldehyde metabolic process. Lineage: Eukaryota; Metazoa; Chordata; Actinopteri; Cypriniformes; Cyprinidae.